GAGUGUGAUUCCGGAUUGGCGUCGGGGAAUCUCAAUAGAAGUCAGCGCCAUGAAUCGCUUGCAAUCCGUACUCUUUACGGGUCUCUUUGCCGCUCUAGCUGUCGCCUUAAUGUCAGCAGGACUCUCGAAUGCUCUAGAUUGCUAUGUGUGCAGCUCCUCGGAAAGCUACCAAGAUACCUCCUGUGUGGACAAUUCCGGGGCACUAAAGGUGCUCAACUGCAGCAAGAAAUACUGCGUUACAGUGCGCAAGGAACUAAGGCGCAACUCGAGCAAGGUGGUGUCCUUCUCACGGGGCUGCGAGGAUGUUCCAGAGAUGCUAUAUGGCAACAUACCAGAUGAAAACUUUCGCACUUAUUACACAUCCUGUCAGAAGGACUUGUGUAAUGGCCAUAAUGGACGGAUUAAGAACUCCACAAGUGGAACAGGAGCCAUCCAUAACGCCAUUGUUCCCGGGAAAAAUGCAGGGCAUAUAGUCCUGUUUUGGCCAUACUCUCUUCUACUGGCCACACUUUUACCACUUUUCAAUAAAUAA
Messenger RNA from Drosophila serrata, 532 nucleotides. RefSeq lists its product as uncharacterized. The record is from RefSeq and is a predicted model, not a curated record. NCBI's taxonomy places the organism in Eukaryota, Metazoa, Arthropoda, Insecta, Diptera, Drosophilidae. Gene Ontology annotation, biological process: sleep; regulation of synaptic transmission, cholinergic; positive regulation of voltage-gated potassium channel activity.